This is a messenger RNA of Vicugna pacos (alpaca), 522 nucleotides long. The record is from RefSeq and is a predicted model, not a curated record. NCBI's taxonomy places the organism in Eukaryota, Metazoa, Chordata, Mammalia, Artiodactyla, Camelidae.
CAACUGCUUCCAGUGGAGAAGUUGCCCAAGUACGCCCAGGCAGGAUUCGAGGGCUUCAAAACGCUGAAUCGGAUCCAGAGUAAGCUCUACCGUGCUGCUCUGGAGACAGAUGAGAAUCUGCUGCUGUGCGCUCCUACUGGUGCCGGGAAGACCAACGUGGCCCUGAUGUGUAUGCUCCGAGAGAUAGGGAAACACAUUAACAUGGAUGGCACCAUCAACGUGGAUGACUUCAAGAUUAUCUACAUCGCUCCCAUGCGGUCUUUGGUACAGGAGAUGGUGGGCAGUUUCGGAAAGGUAAGAGGGUAGAACUUUUGCCCAGAAGAUACUGGGUGCAGCUGUCAGAGUACUGGGAACAGGCAUGGUGCUUCUCUGCCUCUUGUGUUAGGGCAUUUCUGGAAUGGUUCAUGUGGUCUUUUUUUUUCUCCUUCAAAGAUGGAACUUGUCCCAAGUACAGAGUGAUUCUGAAACAAGAAAGUCCUGGAUUUGUCUUGAGCUUUUAUAAGGGUUUACCAUCUUUUUGUC